AUGAUACCAGAAGUUGAUUACGAUUGGGAAAAGAUAUCUCCUGGAACUCAAACAAUGAACUCUGUCCACAAUCAUGCUGUGAAACAGAUCAGUACGUUGCGUAAAGAUUUAGUCCAAUUUGAAUCAAAUAUAUCAACAGCUCCAUUAUCUCUUUUAGGAUCAAUAGCAGCAAACCUCACAACUCUUUCCAAAACCAUUGAUGAAUAUGAAACCCUUGCUAAAAAUGAAACAAUCCCAGAAAAACAAGAAAAGGCUAAGAUAAAAUUACAAACUUUUAGAACUGAUAUACAGGAGGCUCGUUCAAAAUAUCAAGAAUUGAAGCGUAAGAAGGACGAAUCAUCUGAAGAAGCCAAUCGAUCAGAAUUGUUGAAUCGUCGUCCUCAUGGUCAUGGUACUAAUGGUCAAACUUCUGCCAAUCCAUUUGAUACUGAAACAUCAUCAAGUAGUGGUUCAGGACUUACAUAUAACCAAGGUCUACACAAAGAAAGAGACACACUGUCAAGGGGUAAUCAACAACUAGAUGAGAUUCUGGAAAUGGGGAGAGAAGCUUAUGAAGAGCUAGUUGCCUCUAAUCAAAUGUUGAGAAGGUUUCAGGAAAAAAUUACAGGUUCAUUAAUUACAUUAGGUGUUUCUCAAGAAACUAUAAGAAGUGUGGAAAGAAGAGCAUUUCAAGAUAAAUGGAUUUUUUAUGGAGGUGCUUUUGUAAUGUUUGUUUUGUUUUAUUAUAUUUUGAAAUGGUUUGGACGUUGA
Molecule: messenger RNA, 750 nt
Organism: Hansenula anomala
Lineage: Eukaryota; Fungi; Ascomycota; Saccharomycetes; Phaffomycetales; Wickerhamomycetaceae
Gene: BOS1
Product: Bos1p
Exons: 4
Coding region: 1-750 (249 amino acids)
Biological process (GO): endoplasmic reticulum to Golgi vesicle-mediated transport; vesicle fusion
Cellular component (GO): late endosome membrane; endoplasmic reticulum membrane; Golgi apparatus
Molecular function (GO): SNAP receptor activity; SNARE binding
Source: RefSeq, a predicted model, not a curated record